Molecule: messenger RNA, 3690 nt
Organism: Penicillium nucicola
Lineage: Eukaryota; Fungi; Ascomycota; Eurotiomycetes; Eurotiales; Aspergillaceae
Product: mismatch repair ATPase MSH6
Exons: 4
Coding region: 1-3690 (1229 amino acids)
Biological process (GO): mismatch repair
Cellular component (GO): nucleus; MutSalpha complex
Molecular function (GO): mismatched DNA binding; ATP-dependent DNA damage sensor activity; ATP binding
Source: RefSeq, a predicted model, not a curated record
AUGGCCAAAGAAACGGCCUCGUCCCCGACCGCAGGCACGCCGCCAACCGCCGCGCUCAAGAGGACAACCUCCAGUACCCAAAAUAUGAAAAGCCAGAAAUCGAUUCUGGGCUUCUUUCGGAAAUCGUCCCCUGCUACUCCAUCCAACAACCGCACUCGUGAACCUGCGUCUUCCCCGGCACAGAGAGCCGCUGAGACUCGUGGGAGCGCGCUGAAGCCGACACCGAAGGAGGGAAAGCGGAGCUUCUCAAGCUUCGCUCAGGAUCUGACUCCUAUUCCGAGCAGUGAUAUUCCCGUGCCGGAUGAGGAGGAUGGAAAUGUGGAUGAAGUGAAGACCACCCAACGUGAGGCACCUGACUCCACAAUGUCUCCUUCGCGCAGAGGAAAGAAGAAGAUUAGCUACCAGGAGUCGGACUCCGAGGGAGAAGAUGACGAUGAUGUGAUCUUCAAACCCGGCCGCCGAGACAGAACUGGUGGACGUGCAGCCAAGCGGAGAAAGACAUCACCAGAGAGUGAGGAUGAGUUCCAAGAGGGUGCAGAGGAUGUGGGAUAUUCCGACGACGCUGACAUGGAUAUGGGUAUAGAAAUGGACGACUUCGUGGUUGCAGAUGAUUCGGACGAGGAAGUCGUAUCCUCAAAGAAGCGCAAAAGACCCUCGACCCAACCGGCUCGAAAGCCAGCAGCCAAACAAUCAUCCGCUACAGCACCAGCGCCCCCCUCCCCAGUCGAUGAUCUCGAUGUUGAAAUUCCUGAGGGGACAUCUGGGACAGCGAAAAAGUGGACUUUUGAUCCGGAGAACAAAGAACCGCGCAAGGAACGUGAAGUCGUUGAAACCAAGAAACCGUCUAACCCGAAGAAGGAAAAGGCACACAUGAAGGAUCCAGACCAGCGAUAUUCAUGGCUUGCCACUAUCAAGGAUAUUGAUGGAAACCCGAAGGGUCAUCCUGAUUACGAUCCCCGUACGAUCUAUAUCCCGCCGCUGGCUUGGUCGCGAUUCUCUCCAUUUGAAAAGCAGUACUGGGAGAUCAAGCAGAAGUUCUGGGAUACCGUGGUUUUCUUCAAGAAGGGAAAAUUCUAUGAGCUUUACGAAAACGAUGCCACCAUUGGACACCAGCUAUUUGAUCUCAAGCUCACUGACCGCGUGAACAUGCGCAUGGUCGGUGUGCCCGAGAUGAGUUUGGACCACUGGGCCAACCAAUUCGUGGCCAAGGGCUUCAAGAUCGCUCGUGUUGACCAAUCCGAAUCUGCCCUGGGCAAAGAAAUGCGUGAACGUGAUGGCAAGAAGCCCGGAAAGGAAGAUAAGAUCAUCAAGCGAGAACUUGCUAGUGUCCUCACGGCCGGUACCCUUGUGGAGGGUUCCAUGCUUCAAGAUGACAUGUCUACCUACUGUGUUUCUAUCAAGGAGGCUAUCAUCGAUGACCUGCCUGCAUUCGGAAUCUCCUUUGUUGACACUGCAACAGGUCAGUUCUUCUUGUCUGAGUUUGUGGAUGAUGUCGACAUGACAAAAUUCGAGACUUUUGUCGCUCAGACUCGGCCGCAGGAGCUGUUGCUAGAAAAGGGCUGUGUUUCUCAGAAGGUUAUGCGCAUUCUGAAGAACAACACUGGACCCACGACCAUUUGGAACAUGAUGAAAUCUGGCAAAGAGUUCUGGGAAUCAGAUAUCACAAUUCGAGAGCUUGAGGCCAGUGACUAUUUUGUCUCCGAAAAUGAUGAAAAUAUCACAGCCUGGCCAGAGGUUCUGCGCCAAGCACGCGAAAAGGAGCUCUUGAUGUGUGCAUUCGGCGCCUUGGUCUCAUAUCUGCGUCUGUUGAAGAUCGAGCGGGACUUGAUCACUAUUGGCAACUUCACAUGGUAUGAUCCCAUCAAGAAGGCAACGAGUCUUGUGCUGGAUGGUCAGACUCUGAUCAACAUGGAGAUCUUCGCCAACUCGUUUGACGGUGGUUCAGAGGGAACUCUGUUCCAGCUCCUCAACCGCUGCAUUACGCCCUUCGGCAAGCGAAUGUUCAAGCAGUGGGUUUGUCAUCCCUUGGUUGAUGCAAAGAAGAUCAACGCAAGACUCGAUGCUGUUGAUUCAUUGAACGCCGAUCCCAGCAUUCGAGACCAGUUCUCUUCUCAGUUGACAAAGAUGCCGGAUCUGGAACGACUGAUCUCUCGUAUUCAUGCUGGCAACUGUAAGGCUGCCGACUUUGUUCGUGUCCUAGAGGGCUUUGAACAAAUUGAUUACACUAUGGGCCUGCUCAAGGAGAACGGCUCGACCUCCACCGAAGAAGGCAUUAUUGGGCAGUUGACAAACGCAAUGCCCGAUUUGGCUUCCCUCUUAGGAUAUUGGAAAACUGCCUUUGACCGCCCCAAGGCGAAGGAGAAUGGAAUUCUUGUCCCGGAAUCUGGGGUCGAAGGAGACUUCGAUGACUCUCAGGGGGUUAUUGAGCAGCUGCACAAGGAUCUCGACAACCUCUUGAAGAAAGCCCGCCGUGAUUUGGGAUCUUCUGCUAUCUGCUUCCGCGACAACGGCAAGGAAAUUUAUCAACUGGAAGUUCCAAUCAAGGUGAAGAACAUCCCCAAGGAUUGGAACCAAAUGUCUGCAACCAAGCAGGUCAAGCGAUACUACUUCCCUGAGCUUCGAAGCCUCAUUCGCAAGUUGCAAGAGGCCCAGGAAACUCACGGCCAAAUUGUCAAGGAGGUCGCCGGACGAUUCCACGCUCGUUUCGACGAGCACUACAGCACUUGGCUGGCUGCUGUCAAGAUCGUUUCCCAACUUGACUGUCUGAUCAGUUUAGCUAAAGCUUCCGCGUCUCUUGGCCAUCCCAGCUGCCGGCCAACCUUUGUGGACGAUGAGCGAAGUGUUCUGGAGUUUGAAGAGCUUCGUCACCCGUGUCUCUUGUCCUCUGUCGAGGACUUCAUUCCCAAUGACAUUCAGCUCGGUGGCAAGCAUGCCAGCAUUGAUUUGCUGACAGGUGCCAAUGCUGCCGGAAAGUCCACCGUGCUCCGCAUGACCUGUGUUGCUGUGAUCAUGGCCCAGAUCGGUUGUUACCUCCCCUGUCAGUCUGCUCGCCUGACUCCCGUUGACCGAAUUAUGUCCCGACUCGGUGCAAACGACAACAUCUUCGCCGCUCAAUCUACAUUCUUCGUCGAAUUGUCCGAGACCAAGAAGAUCCUUUCUGAAGCUACACCCCGCUCUCUGGUUAUUCUCGACGAACUUGGCCGAGGAACUAGCUCUUACGACGGUGUUGCCGUAGCCCAGGCUGUACUCCAUCAUAUUGCCACCCACAUCGGCGCCUUGGGCUUCUUUGCCACGCAUUACCACUCCUUAGCCGCCGAAUUCGAGAACCACCCCGAAAUUGCACCCAAGCGCAUGGCCAUCCACGUCGACGAUGCCGAGCGCCGCAUCGCCUUCCUUUACAAACUGGAGAAUGGUGUCGCAGAGGGCAGCUUCGGUAUGCACUGCGCAUCCAUGUGCGGAAUUCCAAGCAAGGUCAUCGAAUGUGCCGAAGACGCCGCCAAGCAAUGGGAACAUACCAGCCGCCUGAAGGAGAGCCUUGAGCGCCAGAAAGGCGGUGGCUAUGUUGGUCUUGGCUGGUGGAGUGACGUUGCUUGGGCAUUGCGCGAGUCUGUCACUGAAGAAGACUCCAAUGCUGGCGAUAUCUCGGAUCGUGGUUUGGAUGUGUUGCUGAAAGCUAUUGAGGCUUUGUAA